GCGCGCAGCAGGAGCGGCAAACAAGGCUCUCUGAUGUAAAGGACGUUGCGCCACAUUCGGUAUGGUGACGCACCUGCAAGGUGCCGGGGGCGGUGGCGGCGGCCCGGCCGCCUCCGGAUGCUGCAACGCCCUGCACCUGAGCGAGGACAACGCCAGGUUUGUGCUUCUGGCCGUGGUUCUUCUGCUCUACAUGGUGGCCGGCGCGGCGCUCUUCCAGUUCCUCGAGCAGGACACCGAGCUGGCCAUGGUGCAAAAGUUCUGGGACGUCUACUCGGACUUCCAGCGACGAAUGGCCAACGAGUCCUCGCCAAGGGUGGACAUGGGACUUGUCCACGAGUUGCUGUACGCGUACGGCAACGCCAGUGCCGUCGGCCUUGUUCACAAGAGGCGCAGGUGGGACUUCGCAGGCAGUUUCCACUUCGUUGGGACCAUUGUUUCAACGAUUGGCUACGGCAGCACGACGCCGCAGACCGAGAUGGGCCGACUCGCAGUCAUCCUGUACGGCUUCCUCGGCUGCUCCGGCGGCAUCCUCUUCUUCAACCUCUUCCUUGAGCGAAUCAUCACGUUCCUCGCGUAUGCUCUCCGCUACAUCCACGUGCGCAAGCUGUCCAAGCGCGUGCACGAAGCCAACGGCCUCAACGGGCGUAAGGUUUGCGUGUCGAGCGCGUCGCUGGACGACGACGAGGAGAGCCUGGACAACUGGAAGCCGAGCGUGUACUGGGUGAUGUUGUGCCUGAGCGUGGCGGCGACCGUGGUGGCCGCGUGCGCCUCGCUCAUGUACGCGCCCUUCGAGCACUGGUCAUUCCUCGAGUCGAUAUACUUUUGCUUCGUGUCGUUCGCCACCAUCGGCUUUGGCGAUUACGUGGCCACGCAGGCCGAGACUUACCCGCACGACAACUGGUAUCGCUUCGGCAACUUCAUCUUCCUCGUGCUCGGAUGCUGCUGCACGUACUCGCUAUUCAACGUCACCUCCAUCGUUAUCAAACAGGCCCUCAACUGGUUGAUAGCCCGUUUGGACUUUCGUUGCGAGCGAGCGGCUGGCGCCGCAAAUCGCAUGUGGCGCCGCCAGUCGCAGCGAAUUCGUCGGCGACGCAAAAGCACCGCCAGACCAAACAACCUGCGGCGCCAACGACGCCCACCGUUGCCGAUUCGACACGCACCCCUCUGUGGGGACGGCGUGGCGGCGCCGAACACAAACCCUGGCGAAACUGGGGACUCGGACUCUGUCUACGACUCGGACGGGGAACGAAGACUCAGUGGGGAAAUGAUCUCCAUGAAGGACUUCCUUCAGGCUAACAAGGUUUCACUUGCUGUGAUGCAGAAGCAGUUGUACGAAACGGCCCAAAUGCAGCGGUGGGGCGUGAGUGCCCAGCCUGCCCGAGGCUCCGGCGGUGGUUUCACGCCGGGCACGGUGGGGCCCCUGGCGAUUGUCAGUCAGAAGCUGGACAACAAUGCGUGAAAAGCUGUGAUAGUGUGUGAGAUGAGGCAGGUCUCGGGGGUGCGCAUUUUAUUGGACUUGAGCUGAAGCAGGAAAGUUUAAAAACCAAGCUCAACUAAUUCAUAAGGCAAAGGUCAAAGGUGAUUUGAAAAAGACGUUUUAAUUGUAAGAACAAUGCGCUAAUUAACAAGUGCAUUUGCAAGAAGAACUUGGAAACUAAGUUUCUCAUACUUGGGUGUGUAUAUGAAAUUAAUUUUUUAUCACUGCUCCUCUCGCUCUGCUUAUUUUAUUUAUGCAGCUCAAAAAGUGUGUUAACAACUUUCGACGAGAGACUUUUCAUGCGCGCGCGGUAAUUAGAGCAGCAGCUUUUGCUUGCGUAUAAUUUAUUUAAACCUGUGAGAGGAUCUCGUGGAAAAAAUGAUGAACCUUGUUAGCUCUCGGUGGGGAUUAAACGUCCUUGAAUAAUUGUAGUCAAACGUAAUUGCAUGAUAAAUUUUGACUCAAAAUCCCCGCCGUUUUCAUCCGUAAUCCCUAUCAAAUUAAUUCUAUAGUCGGCUGCUGUGACGCACAAACAUUUGGAUUGGGAUCUGUUAUCAAAUUGAAAAUUAAUUUCCACCUCUCUCGAAUUUUGAAUUUAGUGUGAUCAGCAAAAUUUCUACAAAUUGACUAUUCCUUGUUAAUUAUUGUGAAAUCAGUUCAAAUAUUUCAUGUUAAAAAUUCAAAUAUUUUUUGAAACCAAAGAAAAGAAUUCUAUAAAAAUAAUGGGGAAUUCAAUACAGAUAUCCUGGCCCUGGCCAGCUAUAAUUAUAACUUGCCCGGGAUAUCUCGUCUGUAUGGAACAUUCUCCAAUAUUAUAUUCUCUGUCAGGUAUUUGUGACGAAAGAAAAAAUUUAAAUUAAAUUAAAGCUCUGCAUAAUACUUUUGCGUCAAAUUUAAAAAGGACUACAUAAAUAAUAUGUGUAAAAGAAACUUGCUUGGGAUUUGUUUUUUGGGACCUUCUGAAGGAGAAAAUGUCUCCAGUAAUUGCAAAAUC
Molecule: messenger RNA, 2471 nt
Organism: Neocloeon triangulifer
Lineage: Eukaryota; Metazoa; Arthropoda; Insecta; Ephemeroptera; Baetidae
Product: potassium channel subfamily K member 13-like
Exons: 5
Coding region: 62-1459 (465 amino acids)
Biological process (GO): potassium ion transmembrane transport; stabilization of membrane potential
Cellular component (GO): membrane
Molecular function (GO): potassium ion leak channel activity
Source: RefSeq, a predicted model, not a curated record